Molecule: messenger RNA, 408 nt
Organism: Ceratosolen solmsi marchali
Lineage: Eukaryota; Metazoa; Arthropoda; Insecta; Hymenoptera; Agaonidae
Gene: mRpS18A
Product: mitochondrial ribosomal protein S18A
Exons: 5
Coding region: 1-408 (135 amino acids)
Biological process (GO): mitochondrial translation
Cellular component (GO): ribosome; mitochondrial small ribosomal subunit
Molecular function (GO): structural constituent of ribosome; small ribosomal subunit rRNA binding
Source: RefSeq, a predicted model, not a curated record
AUGUUCAGUUUUCCACUCUUUAGUUAUAAAUUUAUAGAGAAAAAACAAGGAAAUACAACAAUUGUAGAUGCAGUUAUAAAAUCCCACCCCAAACAACACUUAUUGUUAAAACAGAGUGAUAAUGGAGCAUGUUGUCUGUGUUCUACAAAUGUUAACAUCAAACACACAGAUGUUCUAAUUCUAAGCCAAUUCGUAAAAUCAAAUGGCCAAAUACUACCUCGAUAUGUAACUGGCUUAUGCUACGUCCAACAAAAACGAAUUGGUAUUUUAAUUACAAUGGCUCAAAAAGCUGGUUUAAUGCCAAAUCUUGGACCUGCCAACUCAAAAAAAAAUCCAAAGACAAGAUAUCAGUAUAAAAGAUUUAAUACAUAUUAUGAUGAAACAUCAAUUAAACAAAAUUAUUAUUGA